AUGUCCACCUCCGACCCCGCCUACCCCGAGCCCGGCAAGAACGACAAGAAUGGCAAAAAGAAGAAAGACAAAGACAAGGCACCCAACCGUCUAGUGCUCUGCUUCGACGGGACGGGCAACAAGUUCUCCGGCACCAGUAGCGACACGAACAUCGUGAAGCUGUACCAAAUGUGUGAUCGCACCGCAAAGGGGCAGUUUCAUUAUUACCAGCCGGGCAUUGGGACCUACUCGGCUAGUGAGGGCUCGCUCAAUCAGGGGUUUUUGGGAAGUAUCAUGAGAUGGGUUAGCCAGGUGGUUGACCAGGGCGUUGGAACGACAUUCGAUCACCAUGUCAUUGCCGGCUACAAGUUCGUGAUGCGAUACUACAAGCCGGGAGACAAGAUCUACAUCUUCGGCUUCUCCCGAGGCGCCUUUACCGCGCGCUUCCUGGCGCGGUUGAUAACCGAGAUCGGCCUGCUGAGCAAGGGUAACGAGGAGAUGGUCCCGUUUGCGUACCGCACGUACCAGGACUACGAGACUGGCGGCGGAAACUUCAAGUCCCUGGACGACUGCAGGCGAUUCAUGAAUAACUUCAAGGAUACCUUCUGUCGGUUGAACGUGGAGAUUCACUUCUUGGGGCUGUUUGACACGGUCAAUUCUGUCGGGUUUUUGGAACUGCCGUUCAGCCGGAAGACGUAUCUUCCCGUCUAUGCGCCGCCGGCUACACACAUCCGCCACGCAGUCAGCAUCGACGAACGACGUCUCAAGUUCCGGCCCGCUUUGUUCUGUCACGACGACGAACUGACUAUCGCGGAGAGCACCAAGCCCCAAGACAUCAAGGAAGUCUGGUUCUGUGGCAACCACGGCAACGUCGGCGGUGGUUGGGAGGCACAGCACGAGAAAGACGUGCAGCUGAGUGAUAUCGCACUAGAGUGGAUGGUCCACGAGAUCCAGAGCCUUCCGGAUCCGCCAGAGGAAAAGAUCAUGUUCAACUCCCGCGUCGACGAGUUCCUGGAGAAUGUCGAGGACAAAAGAGAGAUUGCUAUUAGAGAGAGUAUGUGUCACGAUGCGUUGUCGUUCAGGAAGGGGUGGAACUGGUUGCAGGUUGUUUUUUGGUGGAUCUUUGAAACACUCCCGGUCUUCAAGCGCCUCGAACUCGAGGGCGGAGAAUGGGUGUCGAGGUACUGGCUUCCGAACCUUGGCUCGACGAGGGACCUCCCAUCCACGGCGACGCUUCACCCCAGCGUCCUUCAUCGCGUCAAAACCAAUGCCACCUACAACCCGAAGAAUCUGGGCUUCGCGGAGGCACUCAAUCAGGCGUCGGUGGAGAAUGGUGGCUCGUGAGGGAGAGGAG
This is a messenger RNA of Tricharina praecox, 1333 nucleotides long. RefSeq lists its product as uncharacterized. The record is from RefSeq and is a predicted model, not a curated record. The coding region runs from base 1 to 1323 and encodes 440 amino acids. NCBI's taxonomy places the organism in Eukaryota, Fungi, Ascomycota, Pezizomycetes, Pezizales, Pyronemataceae. The transcript is spliced from 7 exons.